GGCAACAACUCUGCUUCGUCUGAUUUCGUUAGAUGAGUCAUUUGCUGUCUGUACUGCCACCUGGUGAAGGCGCACAUUACACGCGCACUCUGCCGACCCGGAAGUUAUUCCACUGUGUGGCCAACGUGUGUGUGGUGAGGCAGCUGCGCUGUAACAUCAUGGGUAAGUCCAAACAAGUCGGAAAGCACAGUAAAGGCAGGAGGAAGAACAUUUCCAAGACAUGGAAGACUAAGCGCAGGACAAAGGACCUUGACCAGAUCCAUGCAGACAUGAUCCCUGCAAAUGCUGUCAAGUUACUAAAGCAAGAUGUAGAUUAUGAUGUUACAGGAUGUGCUCAGCAUUACUGUCUGCACUGCGCGAGAUAUUUUGUUGAUUUGAAAUCCCUGAAGGAGCAUUUCAAGUCCAAACUUCAUAAAAAACGAUUGAAGAACCUGAGGGAAGAGCCAUAUACACAGGCUGAGGCAGAGCGGGCAGCAGGAAUGGGCUCCUACAUCCCAGCCAAAACAGUAGAGGUUCACACACAGCAGGUCGAGGAAGAUAUGGACUGAAAGAGGACUUUGGUCUGUCUCUCUGUGGACUCUUUCUCUUCUGGACUCAGAGCAACAAUUUAACCUGUUUCAGAGCUGAAAUUAAUUUGUGGAGAUGGAAAGUAAGUUGAAAAAUAAAAAAUGAGUUGAUAGAAUUCUGAUAAAUAUUCAUUGACAAUUCUCUGUAAAUUCAGACUUAUUUUGGAAUCGAGACCUUGAACAGUCCUUAAACAGCUGGCUACAGAUUUAUACACUGUUGUGAAAUUAAAUUUGUAAAGUCUGCUUACAACAAGCAACCUUCUGGGACUGAAAGCUUCACAAUGUUCAUUAUGUAUGUGAAUAUAAACUCAGCAAAAAAAGAAAGAUCCUCCCUUUUUUAACUACUUUUAUUUCCAGCAAAUUUCUUAAUGUAUAGAUAAAUAUUUGAAAAAGUUCAGCAAGUGAGACAAACUGAACAGCUUUUUGAUGAAAAGAAGUGGAUGAUGAGUCCCUGAACAAAGUGUGUGUGUGUGUGUGUGUCAAUAUUAAAAGGCGUAUUGAGUAUCUUGUAUAACCACCAGCUGCUUUUAAGUACUACAGAGCAUCUCAUCCGAGUCGUGGACUGUACCAAAUUUGAAAGUUCUUGCUUUAAGUUGUUACCCCACUCUUUCACCAAGAAACUUGCAAGUUCCAAAUUGUGUGGACACAUGGUUUGACAAGAUAAGCUGUCCUUCCUGUAGCACUGAUGAAGGCCUCUUACAUUAUGGACAUUACAGUUUAUUGCUCUGGCCACAUCUGCAGUCCUCAUGCCUCCCUGCAACAGGACUAUGGCAUGUUCAUGCAGGUGAUCAGCGACCCUGGGCAUCUUCUGGUGUUUUUCGAAUCAGUAGGUCUCUUUAAUGUGCUAAGGUAUUGUAACUGUGGCUUUAAUCGCCUGUGAACUGAAGUGUCUUAUGGACUUUUCCACAGGAGCAUGCGCAAUACUUGUUCAUAGUUCAACGAACAAGUAAAAAGAAUAUUCUUUAAACCCAUUCUGAUCUGUAAAGCUUAUUUGGAUUUUCCAAAAUCAUCUUUAAAAUACAGUAUCCUGAAAAUGUG
Onychostoma macrolepis is the source of this 1604-nucleotide messenger RNA. RefSeq names its product zinc finger protein 593 (gene znf593). Gene Ontology annotation, molecular function: zinc ion binding; nucleic acid binding. The record is from RefSeq and is a predicted model, not a curated record. The transcript has 4 exons. The coding region runs from base 33 to 548 and encodes 171 amino acids. Lineage: Eukaryota; Metazoa; Chordata; Actinopteri; Cypriniformes; Cyprinidae.